AUCAUUCCGAGGGAUGAGCUAUCCCAAUGACCGCCAGGAUGGGGAGCUCAACGAUCACGUUCACCAUGUGCUCUCCUCCGAACCCUCUAUCAGUGAAUCUGCUCUCAAAACACCCUCCUCUCCCCGCUCGAAAUCCAAUAAGCUCCCCAAAAGGCUUGCCGUAACUGGCCUCAUCCUUGCCAUUGUCUUCGGCAUUUCCUGCAUGGUCUUGGGAGUUGUCACUUUGAUUCUCAUACCGGACGAGGACGCAGGUGUCAUAUCUUUCAUAGCAGAUUCGACCGCCCAAGAGUUUGCAAGGUUACUCCUCAACUUUUGUGUCACGAUAUGUACAGAAGCGAUCGGUUUCGCGCAUGGAAUCGCACUGCGAUCCGCGUUGGCGCGGGAAGGUCGACUCCAGUACAACACCCUUGCAAGACUUACGGGUGCUACCCGUCGUGAUCGUUGGACUGGCUGUAACGGCCUUUUGGGCAACAUCUCCAUGUCGAUGCUUCUAGCCCUGACAUUUGCGUCUAGCUCCUUGACCAUGCAAACCACUAACCAACGCUCCGACCGCUACACAUUCUACAUCAAUGCCAAUCCCCUCAUUGUACUCGGUGUCUGCAUCCUCAUCCAAGCGUCUGUUGCAUUUCGCGCCUUCCACAUUACACCCAUCAUCACAUGGACGACUGGUGCUCUUGAGAUGACAUCCGCGCUCAUAAACGACGGACAACUCAUCCGAGUGGAUGGAAGAAGCAUGUGCUCCCUUGUGGACCAAGGAUCGGCUCCAUGUCCUAGGUUCCCUGCACUCCGCCAGCCAUCGCUUUGGAAGGCGCGCCGUGGCGUACGUGUGUCGAUCUUCGCUCUAUGGGGCCUCAUAGUUGUAUAUAUCAUCCUGGGCGGUGUAACCCUCUACUUCACGGAGAAAAACACGGCAUAUACCCACUUGCCAUGGUCUCUUCUUCCAGGCGCGAAUUACAAUGUCGUAUCGUCACCUUUCUUCGCGCAUGCGACGGAAGCGCAGCAGUGGACCAUGUUUUUCGUGAUCUAUCUCUUGACGCAGAGCUGGAUGACACUGGUGCUACACUAUGUCGAGGUUGUCGCCAAUUCUUUGCAUGAUGAGUGGAUCUGGCGGAGGAUUGGUCGCUCGAGUGGCUCGAAGCCGAUGGCAAAUUCAUAUGCGAGCUUCUUGGCUAACCCUGUCAAGAUUUUGCUGUUGGUUGCUAAACCCGUACUACAUUGGAUGUAUUCGCUCGCUUCAGUUGCUGCAGUGAUCCCAAACGGUAAUCAAUACAAUGUCCUUAGUUUUGGUGCCGCACAGGUACGACACUUCAUCGCGCAAUUGCUCUUUCUUCCUUGCCAGCUUAAUCUUCACGCCAUCAUAGAUAUGGAAUCUCUGCUUCGCGCUUACUUUCCUCGCCAUCAUUCUAACAUUGUUGGCAAUACGCCGUCCUUCUGGCCCCCAACCCGCGGCAUAUGGUCAUCUCCAGACACUCGCCAAUCUCGUUGACGAGUGGCCGGCGCUUGAAGGUGAUAGGGUCUGGUGGGGACACAAGGGCGAAGAUGAGAGUGAGGAAAACUGGAACAGCGAGCAAGACUCUGCCCCAGUAUGUCACGCGGGAACGAGUACGAGGAAGAUUCCUCCCGUAAAUUUUCGCAGGAUGUACGCAUAGUGGAUGCUUGUGUGGUGCACUAAUGUGGAUCGAUAUUAUAAGACUAAUCUUAUUAUUCUGACUGUUUUUCAAUCAG
This is a messenger RNA of Coniophora puteana RWD-64-598 SS2, 1725 nucleotides long. RefSeq lists its product as uncharacterized. Bases 14 to 1486 code for a protein of 490 amino acids. The transcript is spliced from 2 exons. Lineage: Eukaryota; Fungi; Basidiomycota; Agaricomycetes; Boletales; Coniophoraceae. The record is from RefSeq and is a predicted model, not a curated record.